AUGCUCGGUUUCUUGGUGUUGAUUCCAUAUUUCAUCACGCGUAAGUUGGGUCUUGGAUUCAAGACAUGGCUUUUCUUUUUUUUGGUUCUUGCUCUUCCCAUCUUAAUGGCAUACUGGACACUUUUGUCGUCUUAUUCACCUCGUCUCAAUGAAAAGGUUAAGUUGCCAGGCAAACCAAUUUCCCACUACUUGGAAUUCCACACCCCAGAGUUGAAAGCCAAAUAUGUUGACUCAAAUGGUGGUCAAGGUACUAAGAUCCCAAUGGAAACCUUCCAUGAGUUGUAUUUCGAUGGAAAAGUGUCCUUCAAGGGCGACUGUUUGGACGUCAUGGAGUACAGACAUGACUGGGCCAACUUCCGCUUCACCUUGUCUCUUUUCCGUUUCUUUUUGCUCGGUAUGAUUCCUGAAGUUAUCAUGCAUUCGAAGUCUCAAGAUGAGGAGCAAGUAAGAGACCAUUACGACAGAGGUGACGAUUUCUACACAUGGUUCUUGGGCCCUCGCAUGAUCUACACUUCUGGCUGUAUUAGUGACAUUACCAAAGAGGAAACGUUGGAAGAAUUGCAAGAUAACAAGUUGAAUGUUGUUGCAUCCAAGAUCCAAUUGAAGGAAUCAGAUCACGUUUUGGACUUGGGUUGUGGUUGGGGCACCUGGGCCACUUUUGGUUCCUCUCAGUUUGGCGCGAAGUUUACUGGAAUCACCUUAGGUAAAAACCAAACCAAAUGGGGAAAUGAACUUUUGUCCAAGUAUGGAGUUUCCAACUCACAAUCUGAAAUCGUGUGCUGUGACUACAGAGACGCACCUCCUUCAAAGAAAGCCAAUGGUAAGUACGACAAGAUCACAUGUCUCGAGAUGGCCGAACACGUCGGUAUUAGAAGAUUUGGUGCCUUUUUGGCCCAGGUGCAUGAAGCAUUGGAAGACGAUGGUAUUUUCUUCUUGCAGUACGCUGGAUUGAGAAAGAACUGGCAAUACGAAGACUUGGUGUGGGGUUUGUUCAUGAACAAGUACAUCUUCCCUGGCGCUGAUGCGUCGACGCCAUUGGCUUUCGUUGUGAGCGCAUUGGAAAGCGCAGGUUUUGAGAUUGUCACGCUCGACAACAUUGGUGUUUCCUACUCCGCUACCUUGUGGAGAUGGUACAGAAACUGGAUGGGCAACAAAGACAACGCCAUCAACAAGUACGGUAUCAAGUGGUUUAGAAUCUGGGAAUACUUUUUGGCCUCCUCCACUAUCACUUCGAGACAAUCGGGUGCCACGUGCUACCAGUUUGUUUUGAGAAAAAACAUCAAUUCCUACCACAGAAUCAACUACGUGCCAUCGAUGAACGGCAUCUUGACCCCAGCCAAGAAUGGUAUCAAGUGGGCCAAAGAGUAA
Molecule: messenger RNA, 1368 nt
Organism: Clavispora lusitaniae ATCC 42720
Lineage: Eukaryota; Fungi; Ascomycota; Pichiomycetes; Serinales; Metschnikowiaceae
Gene: MTS1
Product: Mts1p
Biological process (GO): cellular response to biotic stimulus
Source: RefSeq, a predicted model, not a curated record